AGGGACGCAAAGGCCGCGACUUCCGCCUUCCUGUUUCCGGUCUGGUGGUGAGUGGGGAGUGGGAUCCGAGCCCCUGGGGCGAUGUAGAGGGGGCAGGUGGCCGCUGCUGCAGUGCUUUUCUACUGGUACCCAGCAGCAACGGCGGCAGCGCAGAGUGUGGCGGGGCCAACCCAGGAUCCCCCGGCUCUGCGCGACGAGGGGCUCGAGCUUGCUAAGGCCGAGGGGCAGCAGUGAACGUGGCCCCCGUGCGUCUGCGGCCCCGAAAGGAAUUUAAACCAUCUUUCAGAUGUGUACAGAACUCAAGAAGACAGACAAUCAAGGGUCAUCUGAAUCGUGAUUGGGUCACUAAUAAUACCAGGACAAAGUUAGAGAUCACUACCCAAGCAUAAGCCCCAGUUUUCAUAAGACUGCUAUGAAGAUGUUUGAUAUAAAGGCCUGGGCUGAGUAUGUUGUGGAAUGGGCUGCAAAGGACCCAUACGGCUUCCUUACCACUGUUAUUUUGGCCCUUACUCCACUGUUCCUAGCAAGUGCUGUACUGUCUUGGAAAUUGGCCAAAAUGAUUGAGGCCAGGGAGAAGGAGCAAAAGAAGAAACAAAAACGCCAAGAAAACAUUGCAAAAGCUAAACGACUAAAAAAGGAUUGAAGGACUGAACAGUUUCUGCAACCAGGGAAAAUCAUUUGGAAAAUUAUGCAGCUUUGGAAGAAACCACUGAAGUUCUUCUUUGGAUUUAUUGACAGUAUUAUUUACUGUCAAGAAUAUGAAUAAAUGAAAUUUGACCAAAUCCAAGAAUCAUGUUCUGACCUCAAUACUGUAGUGACAUUUAGGCUUGGGUAUAGAAGUUUAUAGGUUUCUAUUGACAGUUAUUGUAAAUUAGCAUUUAUUAUGGUACAAAUUCCUUAUAACCGACUUAGUAAUUUGCUGCUUAGCAGUUUAUGUACUGAAAUGAAGACAUUCUUUAGGGAAAAAUGAGUUUAGAUUAUGAACUCAAUUCAGAUGAACUCUAUUUAAAAUGAGGUCCUGUUUUGGACAAAGGAAAUUAAAAAUGUAAAAGUCAGAACUGUCUUGUCUGAGGUGAAAAGUGUGCUUUGGCUUAAAAGAGAUACAGUAUAUUAAUUACGUAUUUUAUUAUUUCUUAGAGUCAUUUCUGGCUUUCUCAAAACAAAAUAAUAUUAAUCAAUGAGUACUUCUAUUUGCUGCAUUUUUCUUAUUUUAACCUUUGAGACAGCUGAUAAUUAUCAAGACAUUUUGCAUUUUUUAAAAUGUAAUUUUAUAAAGAAUUAUAUUUACUAUGUAGAAUACCACCUACUGGAUAGAACAAUUUUUGUACUUAAAACACUGCCAUUUUCAUAGAGAUGGCUUUUUGAGAGGAGUAACACUAUGGAUAGAGCUUGCAGUAAAAAUGACAAACACUGUAGUAACUUGGAACCAGGUUAUUCUUAUGCUAAGCAGAACUGUAAAAUAGUGUCUUAUCAGGUAAUUCACUGAUUACAUAGACACCACUUUUGUUUUUUAUUUCAUUCUUUAACUCGUGGUAGUGAUAUUUAAAACUUUUUGAUCAAACAGGUUCAAAGUGAAACUUUAAAUUUCUGUUAAAGAACUCCUCAAGAGUAACAGUGAAGUCAUACUUCAUAAGUGGUAAAGAAACGUAUAAAGUUUGUAAACAUUUUGUUGGGUAUAGUAGUAAUUGGGUGAAAAGGAUGAAUUAUAUCAAAAUGAAAAUGUGCUGUAAUUGGAAGUAAGGAGCUAAAGGAUGUUUCUUUCAGUUAAGUAGUAUAACUGGAACAUUUUACUAUUAAACAUGGCUUUUAUAAAUGCAUGGCCCAUUUUUAUUCACUGUUAGUAUUUAAUUCACUGUCAGCUUAUUAAUGUUUUCUGUACCCAAUAAUGAAUUUUAAAUUAUAAAAAAUUGUCCCACAGCAACCGUUUAAAAAUGAAACUAGAUAUUAAAAUAAAUUUGAUAAUUUUUUAUAAAGA
Molecule: messenger RNA, 1975 nt
Organism: Saimiri boliviensis boliviensis (Bolivian squirrel monkey)
Lineage: Eukaryota; Metazoa; Chordata; Mammalia; Primates; Cebidae
Gene: SMIM15
Product: small integral membrane protein 15
Source: RefSeq, a predicted model, not a curated record